Lagenorhynchus albirostris (white-beaked dolphin) is the source of this 4086-nucleotide messenger RNA. RefSeq names its product nitric oxide synthase 3 (gene NOS3). Gene Ontology annotation, biological process: nitric oxide biosynthetic process. The transcript has 23 exons. The record is from RefSeq and is a predicted model, not a curated record. Bases 771 to 3854 code for a protein of 1027 amino acids. Gene Ontology annotation, molecular function: calmodulin binding; nitric-oxide synthase activity; FMN binding. Lineage: Eukaryota; Metazoa; Chordata; Mammalia; Artiodactyla; Delphinidae.
AGAAAAAGGCCCCUGCUUGCCCAGCCCAGCGUCCUCACCCCAAACACACUGCUCCCUCCCAGUCCCCCGGAGCCUGGGCCUCACACCCUCCUUCACACACCCCGCCAUGUGACUCAGCUCCCGUGGGCUACAGGAACAGCCUGUGGCCUGGCUCUACCAGAAGCGAGCCGACCCACAGGGGAACUGGAUCCGUGACCUUGGCCUCCUUAGUUGUAACCGGACACCAGAGAAUUUGGAAAAAAGCCAUGUGCGGAGUAAAUCCCAAAGGAGGCGCAAAUAAAAUCAGAACAAUCCUGCCUGACACUUAACAAAACGCUUUAAGUUGUUCAAAGCUCCAGCUCAACUCUGAACCCACCAGAGGUUCCGUAUUUGACCCCGCUGUUGGCCCCAGGCCAGCCACUGUCACCGCUGCCCCUAUCACCAACACGAGUCCCCUCCUCCCUGAAGCAGGAAAGGGACCUCCCAGCCCCUUGCUGGGACCUCCACCCCACCAGUCAGGAUGACUCCUCCUUGCUUCGGAAUGUCAGGAUGGGCAGAGUCCCCGGAGGCCACCUACUGCAGCCACCCCCCUUCUCAUCAUCAGUGUGCUCAAGGAGAGUCAGAAGACUGGCGGGGGUCACCUGCUUUUGCUUGAGCACCAUGAGAAAUGGGGAGCUCGCCACCCACACCCCCAGGCGGCAUCCCCAUCAUUUGGUGCCCUGCCCCGAUCGUCAGUUUGACAGUGACUGGGUCCCUCCUCUGUACCAGGUGCCGAGUCAGCUUCCGUAGGGAUGGGGAGACACUUGCCCCGGCGAGCAGAUAAGGAACAGGCCAGACUACGCCGGGUGUUUGACGCGCGGGAUUGCAGCUCUGCACAGGAGAUGUUCACCUACAUCUGCAACCACGUCAAGUACGCCACCAACCGGGGCAACCUCCGUUCGGCCAUCACGGUGUUCCCCCAGCGCGCUCCGGGCCGCGGAGACUUCCGCAUCUGGAACAGCCAACUGGUGCGCUACGCGGGCUACAGGCAGCAGGACGGCUCCGUGAGGGGGGACCCAGCCAACGUGGAGAUCACCGAGCUCUGCAUCCAGCACGGCUGGACCCCAGGAAACGGCCGCUUUGAUGUGCUGCCCCUGCUGCUCCAGACCCCAGAUGAGGCUCCAGAGCUCUUUGUUCUGCCCCCCGAACUGGUCCUCGAGGUCCCCCUGGAGCACCCCACGCUGGAGUGGUUCUCGGCCCUGGGCCUGCGCUGGUACGCCCUCCCAGCAGUGUCCAACAUGCUGCUGGAAAUUGGGGGCCUGGAGUUCCCUGCAGCCCCCUUCAGCGGCUGGUACAUGAGCACGGAGAUUGGCAUGCGGGACCUGUGUGAUCUCCACCGCUACAACAUCCUGGAGGACGUGGCCGUCUGCAUGGACCUGGAUACCCGGACCACCUCAUCCCUGUGGAAAGACAAAGCAGCCGUGGAAAUCAACUUGGCUGUGCUGCACAGUUACCAGCUUGCCAAAGUGACCAUUGUGGACCACCACGCUGCCACGGCCUCCUUCAUGAAGCACCUGGAGAACGAGCAGAAGGCCAGGGGGGGCUGCCCUGCCGACUGGGCCUGGAUCGUGCCCCCCAUCUCGGGCAGCCUCACCCCAGUCUUCCAUCAGGAGAUGGUCAACUAUGUCCUGUCCCCUGCUUUCCGCUACCAGCCAGACCCCUGGAAGGGGAGCGCAGCCAAGGGCACCGGCAUCACCAGGAAGAAGACCUUUAAGGAAGUGGCCAAUGCGGUGAAGAUCUCUGCCUCACUCAUGGGCACCGUGAUGGCGAAGCGAGUGAAGGCGACGAUUCUGUACGCCUCCGAGACCGGCCGGGCCCAGAGCUACGCACAGCAGCUGGGGAGGCUCUUCCGGAAGGCCUUCGACCCUCGGGUCCUGUGCAUGGAUGAGUAUGACGUGGUGUCCCUGGAGCACGAGACGCUGGUGUUGGUGGUGACCAGCACCUUUGGGAACGGUGAUCCCCCAGAGAAUGGAGAGAGUUUUGCGGCAGCCCUGAUGGAGAUGUCGGGCCCCUACAACAGCUCUCCUCGGCCAGAGCAACACAAGAGUUACAAAAUCCGCUUCAACAGCGUCUCCUGCUCAGACCCGCUGGUGUCCUCCUGGCGGCGGAAGAGGAAGGAGUCCAGUAACACCGACAGCGCAGGGGCGCUGGGGACCCUCAGGUUCUGUGUGUUUGGGCUGGGCUCCCGGGCGUACCCCCAUUUCUGCGCCUUUGCUCGUGCGGUGGACACGCGGCUGGAAGAGCUGGGAGGGGAGCGGCUGCUUCAGCUGGGCCAGGGCGAUGAGCUGUGCGGCCAGGAGGAGGCCUUCCGUGGCUGGGCCCAGGCUGCCUUCCAGGCCUCCUGUGAGACGUUCUGCGUGGGGGAGGAUGCCCAGGCCGCGGCCCAGGACAUCUUCAGCCCCAAACGAAGCUGGAAACGCCAGAGGUACCGGCUGAGCGCCCAGGCUGAGGGCCUCCAGCUGCUGCCAGGCCUGAUCCACGUGCACAGGAGGAAGAUGUUCCAGGCCACAGUCCUCUUGGUGGAAAACCUACAAAGCAGCAAGUCCACACGGGCCACGAUCCUGGUGCGCCUGGACAUUGGAAGCCAGGAGGGGCUCCAGUACCAGCCGGGGGACCACAUAGGCAUCUGCCCGCCCAACCGGCCGGGGCUCGUGGAGGCGCUGAUGAGCCGCGUGGAGGACCCGCCGCCACCCACCGAGUCUGUGGCAGUGGAGCAACUGGAGAAGGGCAGCCCAGGUGGCCCUCCUCCCGGCUGGGUGCGGGACCCCCGGCUGCCCCCGUGUACGCUGCGCCAGGCUCUCACCUUUUUCCUGGACAUCACCUCCCCGCCCAGCCCUCAACUUCUUCGUCUGCUCAGCACCCUGGCUGAAGAGCCCAGUGAACAGCAAGAGCUCGAGACCCUCAGCCAGGACCCCCGGCGCUACGAGGAGUGGAAGUGGUUCCGCUGCCCCACCCUGCUGGAGGUGCUCGAGCAGUUUCCAUCCGUGGCACUGCCUGCCCCACUGCUUCUCACCCAGCUGCCCCUGCUCCAGCCCCGGUACUACUCGGUCAGCUCAGCACCCAGCACCCAUCCAGGAGAGAUCCACCUCACAGUAGCUGUGCUGGCAUACAGGACCCAAGAUGGGCUGGGUCCCCUGCACUAUGGAGUCUGCUCCACGUGGCUGAGCCAACUCAAGGCUGGAGACGCCGUACCCUGCUUCAUCAGGGGGGCUCCCUCCUUCCGGCUGCCGCCUGAUCCCAGCUUGCCCUGCAUCCUCGUGGGCCCGGGCACUGGCAUCGCCCCCUUCCGGGGAUUUUGGCAGGAGCGGCUACACGACAUCGAGAGCAAAGGGCUGCAGCCUGCCCCCAUGACCUUGGUAUUCGGCUGCCGGUGCUCCCAGCUCGACCAUCUCUACCGCGAGGAGGUGCAGGAUGCCCAGCAGCGCGGGGUGUUUGGCCGCGUCCUCACCGCCUUCUCCCGGGAACCCAACAGCCCUAAGACCUACGUGCAGGACAUCCUGCGGACGGAGCUGGCUGCUGAGGUGCACCGCGUGCUGUGCCUCGAGCGGGGCCACAUGUUUGUCUGCGGCGAUGUCACCAUGGCAACCAGCGUCCUGCAGACGGUGCAGCGCAUCUUGGCGACAGAGGGCGACAUGGAGCUGGAUGAGGCCGGCGACGUCAUCGGCGUGCUGCGGGAUCAGCAACGCUAUCACGAGGACAUUUUCGGGCUCACGCUGCGCACCCAGGAAGUGACAAGCCGCAUACGCACCCAGAGCUUUUCCUUGCAGGAGCGGCAUAUGCGGGGCGCAGUGCCCUGGGCGUUCGACCCGCCCGGCCCAGACACCGCUGGCCCCUGAGAGCCCUCUUGCUUUCCGCUUCAGUUUGCGGAGAGAGGGGCCGUCAGACCGGAACCAGCCACCUCUCCCUCCCCUCCGAGGUGCCGUCCCACCUCUGUCCAGAGUCUGCAGAGACUGGCCUGAUUCCCCGGGAAUAUCUCUUUCUUUGUCUAGGUCUGUUUCCCUACCCUAGGUCUGAGUAAAUCUGGAAGGCCGUCUCCCAGCCGUGGUAUUCCACAGCCCUUUUGUGUUA